Penicillium lagena is the source of this 2499-nucleotide messenger RNA. RefSeq lists its product as uncharacterized. The record is from RefSeq and is a predicted model, not a curated record. NCBI's taxonomy places the organism in Eukaryota, Fungi, Ascomycota, Eurotiomycetes, Eurotiales, Aspergillaceae. Gene Ontology annotation, biological process: carbohydrate metabolic process. Bases 1 to 2499 code for a protein of 832 amino acids. The transcript has a single exon.
AUGACCCGCCUUCUUUAUUUUGCGCUGACCCUGGCCUUGUCGCCUAGGGUCAUUGCGGCUAGCCUCAAAAAGAAUGUCACAGACAUUGUUCCAGGCUUGUAUGAGAAUCAGAUGGCAUUUACUGCAGCCAGCUGGUACCUGCCUUACCAAAGCAAGCUCGCCGAUACCGAAAAUGCUACAACAUGGGUUCAGAUCGAUUUGGGGGACAACGCAUCUCCCAUUGAGCAGGUACAGAUAUACCCGCUGGUUCAACCUCACUACUGGCCCGAAACUAUGCCAUACGUCAGCUUUGCGUUUCCCAGCCGCUGGAAGGUUGAGGCUGAUGAUACAGACUCCUUUGAUAACCCUACUAUGCUCAUCGACCGCACCAACGAAGACCAGCCCAACCCAAGAGAUACCAUUCAGUCAAUUCCCGUCGAUCGUAAACAAGGUGCUGGCCGUCGAUAUUUGCGGUUUACCGCCACAAAGCUAGGUAUGAGCAUAGACGGGCAGCAUUAUCAACUGGGUCUCUCAAAAUUGAGUGCUCUAUCUGAUGGAAAUGAUAUUGCUGAAGGCAAGGACGUCGCUGUCGAUCCUGUUCUGGGAAACAGCGGUGUGGUCAAUCUUGGUUCAGAUCCAUACAAUUCUGAUCUGCCUAUAAGCAACUCGUCGGCCUUGACUAGACCUCCAAGGGCAAUGGGUGAAGGAGUGAUCACCGACAAUCCCGAUAAUGUGAUCGAUCCAAAGGACUGGCAUCCGCCUCAACAGCUCGUGUCCACUCCUCUAUCCGGUGUAAAGCUGGGUAACGGUGUCAUCAAGGCUGCAAUGGUCGACAACAUCGGUUAUUUGCUUAACGAUUCCAUGGGCUCUGUUGACAAGCUAGUGCAUGACUUCCUCGCCCGUGCAGGGAAGCCAACCCCCUCAAACCUGGAUUACCCUGUCGGGUACUGGGCUCAAUAUCAGGGAUCAAACGCCGCUCGUUUUUUGAUGGGGGCGUCUAAUACCUUGCGCUGGAUAGAGAAUAGCGAGCUCCGCAGCCGAAUGGAAGCCGUCAUCGCUACGAUUGCUGAGUGUGCUGAACCCGAUGGAUUCAUAAUGGGUUAUCCGCAAGACCAAAUGUUCCUGGGAGAGCAUGCCGCAUACACACGUGCGUGGCUCACACAUGGGCUGAUUGACGCAGGUCUUACCGGUAUUCAAAAUGCGUUCACUCUCCUCCGGGGCUACUAUGACUGGUACAACAAGUACCCCCUUCUCAAGCAUCUGAUGAGGGGAUCAGUACAGGGCGCGCAGGGAAUGGUUGCCAACACCCUGAUGGCCCGCAGUCCUGUCGGGGCUCCAAGAGACGCGAAUGUAGUCCAGCAGUAUUUCCAAAUGAACUUUUGGCGUGACGGCCUUGCAGCCAGGGAUCCUAGCAUGAUUUGGCAAUACCCCUACGAUCAUCCACACACCUACCUCAGCACCAACAUGGAGGCCUAUGCAGAUCUGUACCUACUCACUGGUGACCAGCGGUACCACGACAUGCUGCUUGGCUACUGGGAGCUCUUCUUCAAGCACUGGAUCCACAUCGGCGGUUCAACAGCCAUCGUGGAAUUCGGCCAGUACCCACCAGACUCAUAUCGUCUGGACGGUUUGACGGGAGAGCUCUGUGGAAAUAGUUUCUGGAUCCGCUUGAACCAGCGUUUACACUGGCUGGAUCCGGACAACGAAGCCUACACAAAUCAAAUCGAGCAGUCUAUUUACAACGUCGUUCUCGCCAACCAGAACGGCGACAAGGGGAUUAUCUACCAUGCUCACCUCGUCGGCCAAAAGGAUUUCGAGGACCCGGCUGUGAGCCCCUACGGUAAUGGCAUGAUCAAUACCUGCUGCGAGGGCCAGGGUACGCGAACUCUGGGCUCGCUCGCGGAGUUUAUCUUCUCGCACGCCAACGAUCGCUCCGGUAUCUAUGUGAAUCUCUUCGACACCGCGGCUGUAACAUGGUCGACGCCGGAUGACCACAACGCAACUCUUAGCAUGGAAACGCAGUUCCCAUUCCACAACGAUGUACAUAUGACGUUUGCCUCGUCAAGCAAAUCCCCACUCCGGGCCAACAUCCGAAUCCGCGUCCCCUCCUGGGCAGCAAGACCUAUGCAGCUUUCCAUUAACCACAGCAAUACCACUCUCACGGGUCAUCCCGGAUCCUACCUAUCAGUCGAUCGCAUGUGGUUUUCAGGAGACACUAUGUCGUUCAUUUUACCGGCCGAAUACCACUUGGAAGAGUACACAGGCGAAUACGAGAUCCCUGGCCACUCGCGUUAUGCGCUCGAAUACGGUCCUGUGCUCAUGGCCUUUGCUGGUGCCUUGAGCAACGCAUCGAUUAGUGUCUCUGGAUCCAAGCCCUCAUCGCUUAUUGAUAUGCUGCAAGGCAAUGGCCAGCCGCUGCAUUCCACGGUCCCAGGGUAUGAAUCAUAUGAGAUAAUGCCGUACUGGCAGAUUGGGCAUCAGAAUUUCACUUGUUUUCCUGUUCUUGAUGUGGGUAGUUAA